Molecule: messenger RNA, 1095 nt
Organism: Saccoglossus kowalevskii
Lineage: Eukaryota; Metazoa; Hemichordata; Enteropneusta; Harrimaniidae
Product: bifunctional peptidase and (3S)-lysyl hydroxylase JMJD7-like
Source: RefSeq, a predicted model, not a curated record
AUGGAGCCCUUAGGAUCGGGUAAGAAGUGGCAACCAUUACUGACACUCGAUGGAUUUCCGAAACCUGAAGAGUUUUACACAAAAUACGUUCAACCAUCGAUACCAGUUAUAUUUAAGGAUGCCGCCCGCGAUUAUCCUGCAUUUAAACAAUGGAAUGACCAGUUUUUGAUGAGCCUUCCCGAGACCAGCAAGGAGAGAGUAUUUAUCGAGAGAGCCAAGAAGGAAAUUCGAAGCAAGUCCGGGUUUGAAUCGACUUUUGAACAGUUUUUAAAGACUUACAACAACACUGAUAUAUACAUGGUUGCGACUGUACCAAAGUACUUGAGAAAAUACAUUCCAUUACCAGAUCCAUUGCGAUGCAACACCCUGAUUGAUGAAUUGGUAGACACGGUUAUGUGGUUCAGUAGUGGAGGAACUAAGUCUGUUUUACAUAACGAUGACGUCGAUAAUAUCAACUGUCUUUAUAGGGGAAGAAAAGAGCUGCUUUUUAUUGAUUUUUUGAAAUACAGAAAAACACAAAUGCUACAUAAUGCUCAUGAAGUAGAAAACAAGGCAUUGGAAAGUUUUCCCUUGUUCCACCAAGUGAAUUCUUUUGAUGCUAACUUAGCAGUCAAUGUAUGGUUCAACCACAGACCUAAACUAGAUGUAUCUGCUGAUAAGUGUGGUGAUCCCCAACCAAACUCAAUUGCUAAUGUGUUUUUUGAAACAGAUGCCAGUGACAUUGUCGGACCUGAUCCAAUUAAAACAUUUUUAAGUUACGUAAAAACUGGAAGCAUAUCAUUUGAUGAAUUUCAGAAAAAAAUGAAAACUGACUCUACUCUUUUGCCAGUAUUAGAACAAUGGACAGAAGAAUGUGAUGAACUGUCAGGAGAGCUUUUUCAAUUGAUAGAUUUUGAUAAAGAUGCACUGCUUUCUAAAGAAGAUGUUAUCAAUCUAUAUGAAAUGGAGAACAAGGAAACACCAGAAACUGAAGAAAUUGCAGAUAUCAUGGAAGCCUUCAAUGAAAUUAUGAUAGAACAACAAGCAAUCCUUGCAGAAAAUGCAUAUAAGAGGCUGAAAGCAGAAGGUAACUCAGCAAAGAAGGAGGAAUUGUAA